AUGUAUGCAAGUGGAAAUACCCCCGAAACUCAUAGUGAUGAGAUUUCAGCAUUUACUCCGAUACCAGAAUCGGAAUUGAGAAAAGUACUUAGAGCUCUUAGAAAGGCAAGGGGAGAUAAGAAUGUAAAAAUCAAGAAAGAACCGGAGAUGGAUAUGGAAAUGGAAAAGGAUUCCGGUGAUGGAUUAGAUGAGAAAUCAUCAAAUGUUAUCGGGUAUAAUUAUAUUGAUACUACUGGGGUCAAUGAAGAUAUAUGUCAUAUUUGUGGUGGUGAUGAUGGUCAACUAGUUUGUUGCGAUGGUUGCCCUGCAACAUUUCAUUUGAGCUGCCUUCAAAUCCAAAAGUUGCCUUCUGAUCGAUGGUACUGUAUGUACUGUUCUUGCAAAUUUUGUGGAGGUGUUGUGUUUGAUUUGCAAAGUUGUAUUCCUGAUUGGAUAUUGUCAUGUUGCUUGUGCGAUGACAAAUUCCAUAAAGCGUGCGGACAAACAAAUGUUGCAAAAAUAGACUAUGGUGAUCUAUUUCUCUGUGGAAAGACAUGUCUUGAGAUCUAUGCGAGAUUGCAGGCGAUGCUUGGGGUCAAGAUUGGAAUUCGAGAAGGAUUUUCCUUCACUCUUCUUAAGCGUAGCGAGGAUCGAGAGACUGAUAUCAAAAAGAUCAAAUGCAGUAGUUACAAAUUGGCUGUUGCACUUUCGGUUAUGAAUGAGUGCUUCCAUCCUGUUGUUGACACCAGAAGUGGAGUUGACAUAAUCCGCAAUGUAGUAUACAACUGCGGGUCAAACUUCAAACGACUGAAUCAUGGUGGUUUUUUCACAGCAAUCAUGGAGAAGGACGAUGAAGUGAUAUCCGUAGCAUCGAUACGGGUUCAUGGGAAGAUGCUUGCAGAAAUGCCUUUUAUCGGCACACGUAAAGUCUAUAGGGGGCAAGGAAUGUGUCGCCGCCUACUACAUUCGAUUGAAUCCAUACGUUCUGAUAUCUUUCAAUUCUCUAUUCUCUUGGUGUUGAGGAGCUGGUCAUUCCAGCAAAUCCUGAUCUUUUAG
Molecule: messenger RNA, 1035 nt
Organism: Lactuca virosa
Lineage: Eukaryota; Viridiplantae; Streptophyta; Magnoliopsida; Asterales; Asteraceae
Source: the annotation of a GenBank genome assembly